This is a messenger RNA of Mya arenaria, 1883 nucleotides long. RefSeq lists its product as uncharacterized. NCBI's taxonomy places the organism in Eukaryota, Metazoa, Mollusca, Bivalvia, Myida, Myidae. The record is from RefSeq and is a predicted model, not a curated record. Bases 106 to 1107 code for a protein of 333 amino acids. The transcript has 2 exons. Gene Ontology annotation, molecular function: dioxygenase activity.
CGUCAAGUAUUUUAUGCUCAAAUGUAUUUAUUACCGCGCUAUACCACAGAUUGGCUGUAACAUCACGGAUAUAACACGGAUUGGUCGGGAACACUUGAAAUCAAGAUGAGUUCUGGAGACGCGAAUCAGUUCCGGUUGCCCAUCGUGGACUUGGAUCGGGCAAAGGUGGACAAGGCAGCCGUAGCGGCGGAAGUUGUGGACGCCCUCGAGAACGUCGGCUUCUUGUACAUAGACAACAUUCAUGGCAUUGACUUCGAAAAGCUGAUGGACGGCUGCAAGUGGUUCUUCGGAUUGCCGAUGGACGUAAGAAAUGGACUGAUGAGGAAACACUGGAACGAGACGAAUCCUAACGUUUACAGGGGCUACUUUCCGGUGGUGGAGGGCGAACCAAGCAGAAAGGAGGGGUUUGAAUUCGGCAGGGACAUAACCCCAGGCGACCCCACUGUAAAGCCGGGCAACUGGUUCUAUGAGCCAUCUGUAUGGCCAAAGGAAGACGGCACUUAUCCGUUUAAAGAGUUCAUGAGCAACUGCUACACCAUUCUUCAUAACGCCAGCCUGGAUAUUCUCCGGCUGGCUGCCGUCGGGCUGGGGAUAGAUGAGCACGCCUUUGACAAUAUAUUCGCAGACCGGCCGUGCACAACGUUCCGCCUAAUGCACUACCCGCCCUGGGAUGGUGCGCCGCCGGAAAACGCCAAAAUUGAGGACGGGAAGGUGGUAACCACACCUGACCACACGGACUCCAACUUCCUGACACUCCUCUACACGUUCCACUUCACGGGACUCGAGGUGAUAACGGCAGAUGGCAAGUGGAAGGCGGUGGAGCCUCGGCCUAAGAGUUUCGUGAUGAACAUUGGAGACGUCUUCUCCCGUAUGAUGGGCGGUCGCUUCAAAGCGACCCGCCACCGCGUCCUGGAUAUCGGCGUCGACCGGUUCUCCGUGCCAUUUUUCCUUGAACCUUCAUACGACGGAGACAUUGGGGAGAAUUUCAUGUCGUUAGCAACUGGCAAAGGACCGGAACAUAAAGUGGAAAAAUACGGACCAUGGAUGAUCCAACAAGUCAAGUACAUUAAGAAAUAUUUUGAAUAUAAAGUUUUACCAGAGUUUUGAAUGUUGAAUAAGAGGAAAUAUCACAAAUGAUAUUGAUAAUUCAUUGAGUGUGAGCAAGAUCUUAUCUUUUUGAUUAAGUAAACAUAAACGUGAUUGAUCUUAUCACAUAUAUAAACGGUUUGAUUACAACUAUGCAAACAUGCAGCCUGAACAGCGGGGUUAAAAUCUGUAUCACUUGUUGACUUGCAAACGGACAUUUUGAUUAGCUUGGUCAGAGUCCACCUUUAAUGCACAUUCAUGUACAACAUUAAAACUUGCCGCGGAUGAUAAACUUUUCACCAUGUUAUUUUGCACACAUUUUAUUGUUUAUGGGUGGAAAUACCACUGCUGAUGCAUACGAUCAUAAUGACAUUCGAAAAUCUUUAUUGCCAUCCUAUUAUUUACGACAUCCCAGUAUGCACAAAUUUAAAGAGCUAAUUAUUACUUAAAAUGAAGGAAAUUGAAGAAUUUGAGUGUAUUUGUUUACAAAGCUUUCCACAAUAUGUCAAAUAGACAUUUUGUAACAGUCUAGUAUAAUAGGCAUUGUCAUGAAAAUUAUUAAUUAAUGUUACCGCACAAAUACUUAUUAUUUGCUUUUGUCACCAUUGCGCACUUUAUGCCUCAUGAGUCUAGGACCUUCUGGUUUAUUAUAAAUAAAGCUUGAAACUAUAAAAAAAAUAUCGCUCGAUAGUGUUGCUGUACAGAAAUAGUAAAUAAAAAACAUACAAACACUUUGCAAUUCUCAUGUAUUCAACCAGCUUUUUUGCAUUAGUAUUAAAAUAAAUCAAGAAAAGCUU